Fibroporia radiculosa is the source of this 2922-nucleotide messenger RNA. RefSeq lists its product as uncharacterized. Bases 1 to 2922 code for a protein of 973 amino acids. The transcript is spliced from 7 exons. NCBI's taxonomy places the organism in Eukaryota, Fungi, Basidiomycota, Agaricomycetes, Polyporales, Fibroporiaceae. Gene Ontology annotation, molecular function: protein binding. The record is from RefSeq and is a predicted model, not a curated record.
AUGCAUCGCAAUGCUCUCGUCUCUCGCAUUCUGCUUUCGCUUAUCUUAAUAUCUGCUACUCGCGCCCAGUCCCCUCAAUCCAACGUCCCAAUCCCGCCUCUGCAGUGGAUAAACCUCACGCCCUACCUUACAGGCUCUGCAGCCCCACCUCCUCUCAGAGAUGCGUCCAUCGGCUACGAUGACACUACUCGUACCCUCAUUAUCUUUGGUGGAGAAUCGGCACAAGGCAUCAGACAGUCAUCCACGUACCUCCUAAAUAUGGACUCAUUAGCAUGGUCGAACCCACAAUCGCCCCCUGGCCUUGAUGUUGUGCCUCCACCCCGAAGUGCUGCCAUCAGUGGUGAAGAUGUCGCCGCCAGCUAUCGCACUGCUCAUAUCGUUAUCGGCGGGGUUGGGUCGGAUGGGCAAGCCCUCACUGACGUUUGGGAAUUCGAUUAUGUCAAUCAGUUCUGGUCGAACGUGAAUAUAUCUCCCGGAGGACCGUCGGCACGAUCUGACGCGGUAGGUGGAAAUGAUGCUCGAAGUAAUGUUAUACAGGACCCCACCCUUUCGUGGCCAAACAACACAUUCUAUGUUGUUGGUGGAAUCGACGAUUCUACUGUAUACCCUUUGUCGGAGGUAUGGCAGCUCAAUGUCACUGGCUUCCUGUCAUCCAACAAUCCUAACGACGUAUACGCGAGCUGGGAGCAAGUGCACGUUUCAACACCUAACAUUCCAUCACGAGUAGGUGCUGCUGGAGCCGUUGUGUCACAGGGAACAACGCAAAUCGUAGCAGCCGUUGGUGGAUGUUCUUCGACUAAUAAAGUCACACCGAAUACUACUUGUGCCCAAUCUGAAGCGUAUAUAAUUAACACCGAAGAAGCAAGUGUGGCAGGUUCGAUGUCUUGUCCUGCACCUCGCCUACGACCAGUAGUGGUAGCCAAUUUCAAUGCUUAUGACGGCGGUACCGACUUCGAUUCUCAAGUCUUUGUAGUGCUAGGUCUAUUCAACAGCACGUUAUGGUCAGACCAAGACGGACUUAGCAAGGGCGAAGUGGACGUUUUAAAUAUCAACACAGGUGAUUGGGCCCGGAUUCUACCAGCAGGCGAUCCAGGUUCAUCCUCAGACGGCACCCCAUCGUUUCCGUCCCCCCGUGAAGGUGCUGUCGGAAUUUCGUGGAAGCAGACGCUAGCGGGCUAUCCCCGUGAUAUGGCAUCGGAUUCAAUCAUCUUCGGUGGCGUCGACGCUGGUGGAAACUAUCUUUCUGACCUCUGGAUCUUACGAGCAUAUGACGCAUCUUUGACGCAGGAUAAUCAAAAGUGGUCCGGUUAUGGGAGCGGCCAGCUGGCCGGCGGUGUGAACGCCUCUGGCGAAGGGGUUACCGUCCAGUAUAUGACACAGUGUGCGUCCGCAUUGAUUCCCGCUGCCACUCAGACCAAUGGUCCAUCCCCUACUACUACACCGCCGCCGACCUCCUCCACGAAUGCACCCGGACCAACUUAUGACACGUCGGCCACUCACAAGAUUCUUUCUCCCGUCGCCCUGAUUGUCGCCAUGCCAGCCAUCGUUUUUUCGCGAUUGGCGUCGCCCUCCGUCAAUUCAGUACGGCUCACGGGAAAUCCUUCGAUAUUAGUUUACCUUUCUAUUACCUUGGGACUGGCAGCAUACGGCCUAGGUAUCGCCGGCCUGGCCACGUCUUUCACUUCAAUCUCGUCCACACAAACGUCAGCAAUCACAAAGCGCUCAGCGUCGUCGUCGGCCAUUUUGACGACAUCGCAUGGCAGGGCCGGUCUGGCUCUUUUUGCAGGCUUGUAUGGACUUGUACCCCUGCUAUAUGUACUCCACGUAUUCUUCAGAAGAGGGCCUAGCUCCAGUAUUAAGGAGAUCAAGGAUAGAGCUGACACUCGGCCAAGGCUCAGCUCUAACGAGACCGCGGAGAAAGAGGGAUUAUUCUCUGGUCGAAUCAGUAGUCCCAUUCGACGCUCAAUGGAUAGGUCCCCCGACCCUCAGACACCCGACCCUCGACGGCGAGUGCGUUCUUGGGCAGGGCUGGUGGGACGCCGCUCCAGCGAAAGCGGUGUAGAUACUGCAGUCCUUUCUGCGCCUUCUCAUCGCUCUUUCGAGGUAACUAAUCGCCCUACUCGCACACGUCGUGCUAGUGGCAACAGUUUAGCUGCGUUCUCGGAUCCUCGAUCAUCAGGCUCUCCACGGAACCUAGGCGAUUUGACUUGGUUUGAGCGUCGACGUAGUUUGAAUACGGUGGGAGAAAUGGACUAUGCGCUCGGGAAUAUCAGUCACCGGGGUGUAGAACCAAGCACACCUGGCACGAUCCCCAUGGACAUGACAAGCACGAGCGGCUUGAUGUCCGCUACUCCUCCUCAUGCACUUGCAUGGCCGGAAAUGCCUCAUGCCUUCGAAAGUUUCUUGCAUAUUCUCUUCCACGCCUUCCUUCUUGGCCUUUGUAUUCUUUCCAUGAUUGCACUCUGGUACCGCGCCCCUCGAGCGACAUUCAUAGUCUUCCUCGUCAUAACGGCGAUUUUCUAUGUUGGCCUUAUCGCGAUGUCAUGGCGUGGCAGGCCACAGACAUCCAUCCUUUCGGUGAUAAUAGCUCGUCUGCGCGGUGAUACACCUCUCCCGUCUCCGAUUCCGUCCCGCCCCUUAUCCACCGUUGGAUCUGAGGUCCCCUUUCCGACUGAACACGGCCGCAGUCCGUAUCAACAUCAUCAUCCACCGUUUAGGACCACAAUGUCCGCCGGUUUGGACGAAUACCCAACCUCCAUUUCUCAUGGACAUGGCACUACUGACGUGGAGGACGACGAUGACGAAGAUGAGGACACGCGACAGCGUAGAAUCGAGGAAGAGUUGAGUAGACGAGAUGUCUCGAUUGUUACCGUACCAAAGCGGAAGCUAUUCCUAACCAACCCUGAGGAAGCCCGGGGAUAA